Messenger RNA from Penaeus monodon (black tiger shrimp), 500 nucleotides. RefSeq names its product integrator complex subunit 13-like. Gene Ontology annotation, biological process: regulation of mitotic cell cycle; centrosome localization. The transcript has 2 exons. The coding region runs from base 171 to 500 and encodes 109 amino acids. Gene Ontology annotation, cellular component: integrator complex. The record is from RefSeq and is a predicted model, not a curated record. NCBI's taxonomy places the organism in Eukaryota, Metazoa, Arthropoda, Malacostraca, Decapoda, Penaeidae.
CCAAUGGUCCCUCGUGUUUACAGUGUAAACAACUCUGCUGUUCGCUGAAACACUUUCAUUGUGACAAUUUCUCCUUAUUCUGCAUAUUAUUCAAGCAAAUAGGAUAUAUAUUUAUCUAAGAGUGGCAUAGAAAUUCUUUGUGACUGACAAGAAAGGAGUAGAACAUCAAAAUGACGUUCCCGGCGAGUCACAAGACAGUGUUUGUGUUGGAUCACACGCUGACUGCUUCGUCGGGAGUCAAGUUGGAAAUUGAUGGCUUUAGUAAAUCCAGGAGUGGAAACAGUAAUAGCCAACCACAAUCACAACCGAUGAACCUUAUACCUUUGUUGCCAGUUACCAAAUCUCUUUGGACGUGUGCUGUGGAAGCCAUUACGGAAUAUUGCAGAAUAGUGUGGGACAUCUUCCCAGGAUCUCGCCUUAUACGCUUUAUUGCAGUUGACAAAACUGUUCACAAGUUGUCCUCAUGGAACCUGGAAGACCAGUGUUUAAAACCAGCCUGA